UUACAAUGCCACGAGCCUCUAUCCUUGGUCCAACUUUAGUACUAUACUAAAACAAAUCCUCAAAAAUGCGAAGCAAUUUGGAAUCAGAUUUGAAGGAAUUGAGGGAAACUUUUCAUUCCGGGAAAACAAAGGAAUCAUCAUGGAGGAUUUCGCAGCUCCAGGGUUUACUCCAUAUCCUUGAAGACAGAGAAAGUGACAUUUCCAUGGCUCUUAAACAAGAUCUAGGCAAGCAUCACGUUGAAGCCUAUAGAGAUGAGAUUGGUCUAGUGGUGAAAUCUAUAAAUUAUGCUCUUGGAAACUUGAAGCAAUGGAUGGCUGCCAAAAAGGCUAAAUUACCCCUAGCUGCGUUCCCCAGCAGAGCAGAGUUGCUUCCUGAGCCUCUAGGUGUUGUUCUCAUCAUCUCAUCUUGGAACUUCCCCAUUGGGUUAUCGUUGGAACCAAUGAUCGGGGCAUUAGCUGCAGGGAAUGUUAUUGAAGGUGGAUCAGAUAUUGGUGAAAAACUACUUCAACAUAGAUUUGACAAAAUUUUCUUCACAGGAAGUACAAGAGUUGGAAAAACUGUGAUGUAUGCUGCCACACAACAUUUAACUCCAGUAACUUUAGAGUUGGGUGGAAAAUGCCCUGUUGUGGUUGAUUCCUUUUCAACUUCUUGGGACGCUAAAAUAGCGACAAAAAGGAUCGUUUGGGGGAAAUUCGGAGCUUGUGCGGGGCAAGCUUGUAUAGGCGUUGAUUAUAUUCUCAUUGAGAAAAAGAACUUGUCAAAUUUGGUGGAAUUACUGAAAAGAUAUAUCAAGCAAUGUUUUGGAGAUGAUCCAAAUGAAUCUCGUAGCAUUUCUAAGAUCAUUAACAAGAAGCAAUUUUCAAGACUGAAGAGUCUCAUAGAUGAACCGAUGGUCAACUCUUCAAUUGUUUAUGGAGGUUCGUUUGAUGAAGAGAGCUUGUUCUUUGGGCCAACAAUAUUGGUGGAUCCUCCACUUGAUGCUGCAAUUAUGACCGAAGAAAUUUUUGGUCCAUUGCUUCCGAUUAUCACAUUGGAGAGAAUUGAAGAAAGUAUAGAGUUUAUAACAUCAAGGCCUAAACCACUUGCUUUGUAUGCCUUUACAAAAGAUGAAAUCCUUCAUAAAAGAUUGGUUUCUGAGACGUCAUCGGGAAGCAUUAUGUUCAACGAUAUCAUCCUUCAAUAUGCAAUAGAUACAUUACCAUUUGGUGGAGUUGGAGGGAGUGGAUUUGGAAGAUACCAUGGAAAAUACUCUUUUGAAAAUUUUAGUCACGAAAAGGUGGUGAUGACGAGGAGCUUUUUAAUAGAUAUGUGGUUCAGAUAUCCACCAUGGGAUGAUAAAAAGUUGCAAAUAAUCAAGGCUGGCUUUCGGUACGAUUAUCUUGGAGCUGUGUUGAUUGCAUUGGGUUUGAAAAGAAAGGCUUGAAGAUUUACUUUUAGUUAUUAGUGUUUGUCAUAAAACCGGAGUUGUAUAUCUAAGAUUUAUGAAAUCAUAGUAUCAUUUUCUAAUCAUGUCAUUGUAGAGUCAGAGUACGGUUUCUUCGUUUCGUGGAUGUUUUGGGUUAGAACUAAGUUUUUUAGAUUUGAUCUUUGGAGUUUUUCUUGGUUUGUUAUUCAUCAAUGUUUCUUUAGAAUGCACAAAAUUUCAUUAAAUAAGCAAGGUGCUAGAAAUAAAGCAACGUUACAAAGAAGUAAUUCCAAGGCUGGGGG
Molecule: messenger RNA, 1708 nt
Organism: Lactuca virosa
Lineage: Eukaryota; Viridiplantae; Streptophyta; Magnoliopsida; Asterales; Asteraceae
Source: the annotation of a GenBank genome assembly